AUGUGGCGGCCGGGGGCGGCCGGCGCGGUGCGCGCCGCGCGGCGGGCGGCGGCGGCGCGGCGGCGGAGCGGAGGCCCUGGGGGCGCCCCGCUGGCGGGGACAGCCGCCGCCGGCUGCGGCCGGACGCAAUUACAACAUUCUUCAGAUGUGAAGAGCAAGACUGUUCGGUUCAUGAAUUUAAGAAGUGCAGGAACUCUGAAUGACACAAGCUCUUUAGAUGAGACCACUUAUGAAAAACUGGCUGAAGAAACACUGGACUCCUUAGCAGAUUUCUUUGAGGACCUGACAGAUAAGCCUUUUACCCCAGAAGAUUAUGAUGUCUCUUUAGGGAGUGGAGUUCUAACAGUUAAAUUAGGUGGAGACAUGGGAACAUAUGUAAUCAAUAAGCAAACACCAAACCGGCAGAUUUGGCUGUCCUCACCCACUAGUGGGCCCAAGCGGUAUGACUGGACUGGACGGAAUUGGGUGUAUUCUCAUGACAGAGUAUCCCUUCAUGAACUACUAUCAAAAGAAUUUUCAACAGCGUUAAAAACUAAAUUGGAUUUGUCCUGCUUAAUAUAUUCUGGGAAAGAAGAUACUUGAUGGAUGGUAUUCUACCUCGUGGAAGUUUAAAGACUUUAACCACAAGCCAAGCCUUUCCUUGGUUUCUGAAGUACCUGAGCUUAAUUCUGUUGUUGUUUUUCUUGACAUCACUAUGUUAUGCAACAAAAACGAAAAUAAUAUAUUUUUCUCUAGUACUCA
Messenger RNA from Gymnogyps californianus (California condor), 741 nucleotides. It is a transcript of the gene FXN, whose product is annotated as frataxin. The transcript is spliced from 5 exons. Gene Ontology annotation, biological process: intracellular iron ion homeostasis; iron incorporation into metallo-sulfur cluster. Bases 1 to 582 code for a protein of 193 amino acids. Lineage: Eukaryota; Metazoa; Chordata; Aves; Accipitriformes; Cathartidae. The record is from RefSeq and is a predicted model, not a curated record. Gene Ontology annotation, molecular function: ferroxidase activity; ferric iron binding; ferrous iron binding. Gene Ontology annotation, cellular component: mitochondrion.